Molecule: messenger RNA, 3194 nt
Organism: Panthera uncia (snow leopard)
Lineage: Eukaryota; Metazoa; Chordata; Mammalia; Carnivora; Felidae
Gene: LHFPL4
Product: LHFPL tetraspan subfamily member 4
Exons: 3
Coding region: 9-752 (247 amino acids)
Biological process (GO): gamma-aminobutyric acid receptor clustering; sensory perception of sound
Cellular component (GO): inhibitory synapse; postsynaptic membrane; plasma membrane
Molecular function (GO): GABA receptor binding
Source: RefSeq, a predicted model, not a curated record
CGGGCACCAUGCUGCCCUCGCAGGAGGCCUCCAAGCUCUACCAUGAGCACUACAUGCGGAACUCGCGGGCCAUCGGCGUGCUAUGGGCCAUCUUCACCAUCUGCUUCGCCAUCAUCAACGUGGUGGUCUUCAUCCAGCCCUACUGGGUGGGCGACAGCGUGAGCACCCCCAAGCCUGGCUACUUCGGCCUCUUCCACUACUGUGUGGGCAGCGGGCUGGCGGGCCGCGAGCUUACCUGCCGCGGCUCGUUCACCGACUUCAGCACCAUCCCGUCCGGCGCCUUCAAGGCAGCCGCCUUCUUCGUGCUGCUCUCCAUGGUGCUGAUCCUCGGCUGUAUCACCUGCUUUGCGCUUUUCUUCUUCUGCAACACGGCCACGGUCUACAAGAUCUGCGCCUGGAUGCAGCUCUUGGCAGCUCUGUGCCUUGUGCUGGGCUGCAUGAUCUUCCCCGACGGCUGGGACGCCGAGACGAUCCGGGACAUGUGUGGGGCCAAGACCGGGAAGUACUCCCUGGGGGACUGUUCAGUGCGCUGGGCGUACAUCCUGGCCAUCAUCGGCAUCCUCAACGCCCUCAUCCUCUCCUUCCUCGCCUUUGUGCUGGGCAACCGGCAAACAGACCUGCUGCAGGAGGAGCUCAAGCAGGAGAACAAAGAUUUUGUGGGCUCUACAGUAAGCUCUGUGUUGCGGCCAGGGGGUGAUGUCUCCGGAUGGGGAGUCCUCCCCUGUCCCGUCGCUCACUCACAGGGACCCUGAGGGCCAGGAUCACAGCCCAGGAAUUGACCUGUCCUCAGCUUCUCCCGUUGCCUGCCCUCUCAUCCCUUCAUUCAAGCUCCAGGGGAAGACCCCAUCGAGGACUGACUUCUCAUCUGCUACCUGCCUGUAGCUCCAGGCUUUGAAGAGAUCGGGGCUGGGAUGCAGUGUGGGGGAGGGCCUGAUUCUGCUCUUCCCUCAACUGACCUAAGGGAGCUGGAGCCCCGGGCCCUUGGGCUUCUCCUUUUCUCCCUAGCCUGGCCUGGGGACCCUGCAAAGUCUCCAGGGGAAGAGACGCCAUGGUUCCAGUUCCCCAGGCCCCCUCAGUCUGGAGGGCUGCUGCCUGGCUGUAUCCUUGCCUCCUCUGGUCCCUGCCUCCUGCAGAAACUUAUUCAAGACAUUGGCCUAGGGUGGACCGGACUUUUUCCUAUUUUUUUCUCCUCCGAUGAUGGUUCCAUCAUAUCAUUACAGAGCUCCAGGCGCCACCAGCCUCCCUGGGGCCUCUCUGCCACCCGCUCCAGCCUGUUCUCACCUCUCCCAAAGGAGUCUGAGCUGCACUGAGGGAGAAAGCACAGGGCCUCCCUGUCAACGGCUGACUGGGGCCCUGGGCAGCCCAGAGACUGAGGACAGACAGGCUCUGGAGGCAGUAGGAGGGGGUGCUCGGACUCCUGUCUUGAUGGCAUCUGAUCAUGGCAGCUGGGGCUGGAAGGGGCUCAACCUGGGGCUGGCCCGGCCUCCUCUCUGCUGGGGUGUCUCACCAGUGACUGGACCCUUGACCCCAGCCUGUUUUGUACAGCACAGACUUCUUGGCCCUGUUGUCAGGGCUGGGGGUUUGGGAGGGGGGCCCGAGAGUGGGGAAUUAGGGGAUACAUCACCCCUCUGCCCCUUCUCAUGCCCCCAGCCCAGGCAUCUGCCAAGGGCAGAGACUGUCUUGCCUCUUUGAUACUUUUUCUGCAUAACUUGAACUUGCAGGUCACCUCUGAACAGGGUACCCCCUGUCCCCAUCCCCAGGCCUUGUAACCCUAUCCCUACCUCCACUUCCUCCCCUUGCCCACCUCUCGCCUUGCGGUAUGCCCAGGGUCUGCAGCCCAAUGGGCAGUGCUUGGAGCUGAGGCAUGAGUGUGUGUGUGUGUGUGUGUGUGUAUGUGUGCGCGCGUGCAUGUGUGUGACAGAGUGAGUGUAUGUGUGCACGCGCGUAUGUGUGUGUGUAAGUGUGUGUGGCGGGGGGCAGAUGGGGAGUCUUCUCUCUCUUUCCCCUCCUAAUGGGGGGGCGUCUCCUUUCCCUUUGGCCGGGAGCAAGUGAGGGAGACUCCAGGUGUUUCUAAACUCCCCUCGCUGCCUGGUGGACCUGGCAGGCAGUAGAGCCAUCUGGCCUGGGACAUGGACAGCCCCUUUCAGCUCCCAGUUCAGGUGGCAGGUUGGUUUCAUCUAGUGUGCCUACUACUGUCUUCAGGUACUGGGAGGAAGUACUGGUCCACUGUGUAGCAGGAGCACGAGGCCUCUGCAGGUUCAGUGGGGAAGCUUGUCAUCACUUCCUAUCCGGGUCUCAUCCAAAGGAGGGGAGAAAAGCAGCGAGUGCCAUGUAUUUGCCAAUCUUGUGUUCAUUUCCAUAGGACUUGGACCUGAGAGGGUUUCCAAGACAGACCCUAGAAAUCCUCUGCCUGAGACCCCCAUCUGGACCCUAAUUGGAGUCAGAUGCUGGGUCCUGGUAGGAUUCCUGAAACCUGGAACUUACCAAGUCUUGACCUUCCACCCUCUCCACCGACUCCCCCAUCCUGGGCAAACACCUUUCGUCUGGUGCUCUGGCUCCAGCCCCAUGCUCCCCUCUCCCGCUCCCCCAGGGCUCUACCUGCAGUGUGGGGCUCUACACCUGGGGCCUGUGCUAAAUGGGAGGGUCUGGGGAGCCUCAUGGGAGGCAGUGGGGGGCAGAAGUGAGUUCCUUAAAGAUCCAAACCAAAGCCCAGUGUUGGCAGGCUACAGGGUGGGUGGGCAGGAGCCAGUAUCUGGGAAGGGGGAGAGAUGGGAGAGAGCCAGAAUGAGAAAGGGGAGAGAAGGGGUGGAGAGGCAGAGAAAUGGGGAAAGGAGAGAUGAAGAGUGUAGGGGAGAGGGGACCCUGAUGCAGAGAGCCUGGAGGUAGUGGGGAGGUGGCCGGGAAGAUGGAGAAGGAAUAGGGACAGGGAAGGAGGCAAAUGGAGAGGUGAGGUGUGGACAGCAGACUGGAGUGCAGGGGGAUGGCAUGAGGAGGAGAGGAGGGUAAUGGGGGCAGGACAAUGAGGAACAGGAGUGGCUGCUGUGUGUGCACUGUGUGCAGGGCCCCUGUUCCCCCAAGGGGACUGCUGGGGGAGUGUGGGGGCAAUGGAGCCCUGUUGUGGGAGGGGGGGAUGUUAGAACCGCCCCUCAGAGGCUGAGGCUACUGCCCACCUCUUUGGGGCAGGGUCAUGACUG